Molecule: messenger RNA, 3409 nt
Organism: Dimorphilus gyrociliatus
Lineage: Eukaryota; Metazoa; Annelida; Polychaeta; Dinophilidae
Source: the annotation of a GenBank genome assembly
CAUGGCAAUAGACUCUACGUCAUCUUGGCUAACUUUUGGAAGUUUUGAUGAUAAAUGUAGAAUAUGGAAUAUAGAUGAUCGAAUUUUCCUCGACGAUAUAAAUAUUGAAUGCGAUAGUGUUACCGCAAUCAAUUUCUACCUGAAAGAAGGUCAACGAUAUUUGCUUACUGGUUCUGAAUUAGGAGUGAUAAUAAGUUGGAAUCUAAAAGAAGGUGGUAGCAAGCAAUUUCUUGGUCAUAAACUUUCUGUCACUUCCUUUAUUAUAACAAGUGAUGAUAAAAGAAUGAUAAGCACAGCUAAAGAUAAUCUAAUUAUAAUAUGGGAGUUGAACUUGGCCGAAAUCUUAUUUAAAAUUGAUAUAUCAGAACCAGUUAUAUCGUUAAUUAUUAUGCCAAUUAAAUUUCGUAUUAAGAAGUUACUUUCUAUCGAUGGUACAGAAUGUUUUUUAACAAUCAGUGAACAAGGAAAAUUUCAUUUUUAUUUGACAAAAUCAGGAAAAAGAAUCAGUGAAUUGCCAGAACCAAUUGAUAUUCCGCUCUUUGGAAGAAUUGAAGACAAAUCAAAGAGAUUUAUUUCAUCUGCAUUUUUCGUGUCGAAGAAACAAAAUAUAUGUCUCGGUACAAAUGAAGGGGCAUUACUUUUUUAUGAUUUUGAUGAUUUGAGCAGAAUAAAACAAUAUUACGGGGGACAUAAUGAUAUCGUCACAGCAAAAUUUUAUGGCAAUGACCAAAUUGUCACAAACUCAAAUAAUAAUUUAUUAAAUAUUCUGAAUAUAAGGACAGCUGAAAUAAUAACCCUUACCGGUCAUAGAGAUAAUAUUUGUGCUAUUGACAUUCAUAAAUCUCUCUCGUUACUCGUCAGCGUCAGUAAGGACAGUAAAAUUAUCCUAUGGAAUUGCGAUCGCAGUGAAUUUCGUUCUAUUGCGAGGCUAAAUCAUAAGAAAUCAAUAACUGCUGUUGCUUUCCCAAAACAAUCAAAAUCAUGUGUGAUUGUUGCAACUUCUUGCGGAGAACUUCAGAAAUGGACAAUAAAGCCUAAAACACGUUCAUUGGCUAAAUUAAAAUUCUUGAAUUCUAUUCAAGCACAUAAAUUACAAAUUAACUAUAUUGAAGUUGAUCCGGAGGAUUCGGUACUUCUAUCCGUUUCCAAUGAUAAGCUAGCAAAGGUUUGGGAUUAUGGGGAUCUUGGUUCUGUUGCAAUUUGCUCAAAACAUACUGAUAUCGUCUCUUGUGGGAAAUUCUCACCUUUUGAUAAGGUUUUUGUAACAUCCUCUUUUGACAAAACUCUAAAACUUUGGUCUUCACAAUCUUAUCAAUACCUUCAGACUUUUAAAGGACAUAAUAGCCCUAUAUUAGAUUUUGACUUUCUUAAUUACGACCAACUCUCAAGCGGGUCAAUAGAUGGACAAAUAAAGUUUUGGAAUAUAGUUAAUGGGGAAUGUUUGCAGUCAAUAUUACAUCACGAAGACAAGAUUCAAGCGAUAGCAGUUAAUAUCCAAAACGAUGAAGUGUUUACAGCAUCGGAAGAUGCGAAAAGUUUAUGGAAGGUUAUUAGUCGAGAAGAGGAGCAAAUAGAGAAUACAGAAGAAGAGGAAAGUAUGGAUGAGUCGGUGGAGCAAUCAGAGAAUACAGAAGAAGAGGAAAGUAUGGAUGAGUCGGUGGAGCAAUCAGAGAAUACAGAAGAGGAAAGUAAUGAUGAGUCGGUGGAGCAAACAGAUUAUACAGAAGAGGAUAGUAUUGAUGAGCUGAUUGAGUGCGAAAAAAUUGCUAUACCUAAUAUCAAUGAUUUAUUGAAAAAUAUAUCAAAUAACUUUUCCGAAUUAGCAAAAGAGUCUAUAAUUAAUCUUGAGGAUCACGAUUUAGAAGAGUUGCUGUUAAUUUUAACAAAUGCAAAAAGUGAAGUCUGUACGGAUAAUACAAAGAAUGUACUAAAAUACAUACUCGAAAAUAUUGACGAAACACGUAUUCUGUCUCUGAAGAGAUUUACCUCUACUCUCCUACAUGAACUGUCAGAUGAUACUUGCGAACGCAAUCCUAAUGAUCAAAAACAAAACAAUUUGUUACUUGAGCAUUUGCAUUGGAUAAUAGAUUCUUAUAAUCUCAUCUUUAGAAACCAAGGUUUGUCAGCGCCUAGUGACAAUAAAACUUCAGAAGAUGAAUAUGAUAGUGUCACUAGGCUUAAAUCAUCAAGUUCAGAUGAUGAAAUAACAGUUGUUGCGAAUCCCAAGUUGAAAGAUGAUUCCGACAAUGACUAUUUAUCAGAUACGAAAAGUAAUCAAAGCUUUUCAAAGAAUUUUAAAAGCUCAUUAGACAAAAAGCAGGAAGAUGAAAGUGUUUCAUUGAAUUAUCCUAUGUUGGAUUGUUCCACUGAAGAUUCAGAAACAAAUAAGGCGAUUAGUUCAAAGUCCGAAUCUACAGAUGACGAAGAGAAAGAUACAAACAACUCUUUAAAAAGAAUGUCGCUGCUUAGCGAAACAAUUGCAGGAGAUUCUGAAAAGUCAAAAUUGUUCCUAACAAAAACGCCUUCCCCGAAAAGAGGAGCAUUCAGAACAAGCUCUCAUAGAAAAUUAAGCUCAUCGACGAAAAGACGAAAAAUAUAUUAUGAAAGUACAACAGACGAAGAGGAUUUAUCACCUGUUUCCACUCCAUUUUCGAAGCAGAAGAAACGCGAAAUGGAUGUAGAAUGGGAUCCUAGCCAAGGUUCAGUUUUAGAUGAAAAGAAAAUAUGGGGGAAAAAACGACGUUCAACUCAGCUUAAUUCAAGAGAUGGCUCUAAUUCAUCAGCAACUCCAUCUCAAACAAGCUCACAAACAAAGUCGAGAAGUUCUGAGCUUAGAAGAAGUAGAAAAAUUAAAGAAAAAGAAGACACAGAGAAAAACCUAUCUUCAACUGACAUUUCACCCAAUAAGGAGUAUCAUUGUUCGAAUUCCUCCCAAAAAAAAUUAAAAGCCAAUCCUGACCGUGAAAAGGACUUGAAAAUAGCUACUAAAUGGCUAUCUAUGUCCAAUAGACAUUAUGGACGACGGUCUAUAGGUCCAAACUUUGGAAGAUCACGUUCUAAGUCAAAUGAAAAACUUGAAGGCAGUCUCUUCAGCGACGACGAUAAUGUGUCACUUCAACAGUCCACAAAAAAAUCCACAAAUACUUCUGAACCUAGUAUUGACUCUGAUGAUAGCUUUAUCGAUUCCUCACAACCUCAGACAUUAAGUUCAAACUAUCAUAACCCGAAUGGAAAAUUGGCUUGUCAACUUGAAGAUGAGAAAAUAGGAAACGAUAAAAUAAUGCUAGAAAAAGCUACGUCAAAUCUGAUUUGCAUGUCAAAUCCACCAGAACAGUUGGUACAAAAUGAAAAAAUAUCGAAUUGUUACGAUUAUUUAAGUGACGAAGAAAGUGACUAUGAAUUAGUAUAA